AUGCCGUACACCGACACGGGCAGCCAGCGUACACACCAAAAGAGCAAGAGAACCUGUAUUAAAAAUAGCAGGAGAUCAAAUUUCCAGCUAUCGCGAGCCAGAAGCGACAGUAGUGGAUCGAUGAACAGAGCUGUGACUGAGUUCUGGGAAACUGUAGAACAGAGCUCAGAGAGGUUUCUUCCUUCAGCAGACCUCCUCCUUCUUACGGACAGCAUUGUGUCUUCAAAAAAUGACAGCCGUUCCGGCACCACAGGUGCUGGUCGACCAUUUCAGAACUGGAAGAUGAAAGGUGAACAAGCUAAGAAAGUUGAAUUCAUAAGAACAGCAGAGAAGCUAAAAACUCAGCUUGCAAAUAUAGAAAAAGACAAAAAUGGACAUCUUUACAAUAGGAAGAGCGAUUCCAGGGUAGAAUACAGCACACUACAGGAACUGGAACAUAGCAUGACUCACUUUAUUUUAACAGAAGCUAAAAUCCUGCAGCAGCUAUCGAAAAUACAAAAUAAUGUGAAGAGACUUCAGCAACAAUUAAAAGAUGUGAAGCCUACACCAGAAUUCGUUGACAAGCUCAAGGAAAUGAUGGAAGAAGUUGAAAAUGCAAUCAACACUUUUAAAGAGGAACAGAGGCAAAUAUAUGAACAGCUUUUGAAGGAGGAAAAAACUGCCAUUAAUGAGCUCAGUGUUUUUGAGAGAAAAGUGGAACUGUGGGCGUUAGGCAGCUCAACAUCAGAAAAAGUUUUUAAAUUACCGUCAGCUAGGGUCUCAGUUGAUAAAACACUAGAAAAUCAUCUACCUGAAGAAGUAAUAGAGUUUGAAAGAUUUCUUCAGCAAACAGGAGGGCGGCAAGGAGGCUGGGAUGAUUAUGAUCAUCAAAAUUUUCUGAAAGUAUGGACAAAACACAAAGGAAGGCUAUCUUACGUGGAUGAAGCCCUUGAGUAUCUCUGUGGAAGAACAAAAGAAGAUAUUCAACAGCAUGACAAAUGGUAUCAAGAAUUUCUAAUCUUACACGAAAGAAAGAAAGAGUCAAUUAAGAAGUGGAAAGAAAAGCAGCAGCAAGAAAAAGUAGGACACUUGAAGGAGAAAGAGAAAUCAGAAAAAAUGCUCAAGGAAGAAUGGCUACAGCGUGAAGAAGCUCAGAAGAAAAAAGCAGAAGAAAGAAAAAGACAACAAGCAGCAGUUGAAGCAUGGAAGAAACAGAAAGCAGCAACAUUUGCAAUGGAACAAGCAUCACAACUAAAACUAGAUGAAGAGAAGGAGAAAAAGCAGCAAAAAGAAUACCAGCACCAAUGCCACAUGAAGUUACUGUUGGAAGGGUAUACCUCGCAGAAGAAAGAAAAGGAGGAACUUCAAAAGCUUGAACAGAAGAGAGAGGAAACUGAAAAGGAGGGAGGGAAGAGAAUUGCCACAAAAGAAAUUACCAAGUUUCAAGAGCGUGAUCUGCAUAAACUGGAGCUAAGUAUUCUACAAAAACAUACUGAAGAAGUAGAGAAACAAGAAAAAGAAAAAAAGUUGGCAAAGUUAAGAGAGAAGGUCAAGAUUCAGGUGGCCAGAGACGGGUCCAGGGUGUGCAGAUCUACCAAGGAGGAACGCACGAAGCUGCUCACACCAGCAGCCUCGGCUUUCACGUAUUCCGCACAGGGCUGUCCCAGCCUGGAGCCAAGGGCUGUAGACGAGCACCUGCCUUUGCCUGUCGGGGGACGGCGACGCCCGUGCCUGUGA
Opisthocomus hoazin is the source of this 1716-nucleotide messenger RNA. The record is from RefSeq and is a predicted model, not a curated record. NCBI's taxonomy places the organism in Eukaryota, Metazoa, Chordata, Aves, Opisthocomiformes, Opisthocomidae.